Molecule: messenger RNA, 1011 nt
Organism: Etheostoma spectabile (orangethroat darter)
Lineage: Eukaryota; Metazoa; Chordata; Actinopteri; Perciformes; Percidae
Product: lens fiber membrane intrinsic protein
Exons: 5
Coding region: 186-761 (191 amino acids)
Cellular component (GO): plasma membrane
Molecular function (GO): structural constituent of eye lens
Source: RefSeq, a predicted model, not a curated record
UGUAUCCUAGAGCAAUACAUUUUCACUUGUUAUGACUGUGAUUGGACAGACGCUGGCAGAAUCAGAUAAAACCUCAUUACAGCUGAACAAGCACUGGUGUGACAUGAGGAUUGGGAAGGGGAACAACAAGAAACUGCAACAUCAUAGCUUUUACUUUUUCACUUGCACCUGUUUAACUCAUAGUGAUGGUUCCACUGAAGAAAAGUUGCUCUGCGGCAGCCCCGUUAUCUCAGCUCAAGAUGUACAGCUUCAUGGGAGGAGGCCUGUUCUGUGCUAUUGUUGGUAAUAUCCUGUUGGUGGUCUCCACUGCAACUGACUACUGGAUGCAGUACCGUCUCUCUGGAAGCUAUGCCCACCAGGGUCUGUGGAGGUACUGCAUGUCCAACAAGUGCUACAUGCAGACUGACAGCAUAGCUUACUGGAAUGCCACCAGGGCCUUCAUGAUCCUUUCGGGGAUGUCGUGCUUUGCAGGCAUUAUCGCUGGCAUCAUGUCAUUCGCUCACUUCUCCUCCUUUGAAAGGUUCAAUCGCUCUUUUGCUGCUGGAAUCAUGUUUUUUGUCUCCACUUUCUUUGUUCUGCUGGGUAUGGCCAUUUAUACUGGAGUGACAGUUAACUUCCUGGGGAAGCGGUUUGGUGACUGGCGCUUCUCCUGGUCCUACAUACUGGGCUGGGUGGCCAUGCUCAUGAACUUCUUUGCAGGUAUUUUCUACAUAUGUGCUUACAGAAUGUGUGAAUGCAGGAGAGGAAAUGGCCCACGCUAGAGGGAGAUAGACAGUUUGUUAAAAAAAGGACAAUGACACUUUGAGUUGAGGACAAACAAAAGUUGGAGGACAAAAGUGUUGACUGAUCUACUGAAGAAAUGACGUUGGAUGCUGCUCCCGGAGGCUUUUGAGGGUCUGCUUAACAUGUUUUCUAAAAGUGGAUAUUGUUUGACGAUAGCAAAGAGGAUCUUAAUAAAACGAAUUAUGUGUAUAAUUAUUGUAAGAGGAUAUUGGUAAAAUCUAAUAAAAA